Molecule: messenger RNA, 549 nt
Organism: Lipotes vexillifer (Yangtze River dolphin)
Lineage: Eukaryota; Metazoa; Chordata; Mammalia; Artiodactyla; Lipotidae
Gene: MSRB2
Product: methionine sulfoxide reductase B2
Exons: 5
Coding region: 1-549 (182 amino acids)
Biological process (GO): response to oxidative stress; protein repair
Cellular component (GO): cytoplasm
Molecular function (GO): peptide-methionine (R)-S-oxide reductase activity
Source: RefSeq, a predicted model, not a curated record
AUGGCGCGCUUCCUCUGCGCGCUUAGGAGCCUUACCUUCCGAGAAGUGACCGGGUGGGCGGUCCUGGGCCGAGCCGACCGGGGCGGCCUCGGCGCGAGUACCGGACCUGAGGACGCAGGGUCCCUUACGAAGCGGAAGCCGGUUCUCUCCAAGAGUGAGUUGCAGAAGAAGCUGACUCCAGAGCAGUUCCAUGUCACGAGAGAAAAAGGGACGGAACCGCCUUUCAGUGGGAUCUACCUGAAUAACAAGGAAUCAGGAAUGUAUCACUGUGUGUGCUGUGACAGCCCGCUCUUCAGCUCUGAGAAAAAGUACUGCUCGGGCACUGGAUGGCCUUCGUUUUCUGAGGCUCACGGGACGUCUGGCUCUGAUGAGAGUAACACAGGGAUCCUGCGACGUGUGGACACCUCGUUGGGACCAGCUCGCACAGAGGUCAUCUGCAAGCAGUGCGAAGCUCACCUUGGCCAUGUGUUUCCUGAUGGACCUGGGCCUACUGGUCAGAGGUUUUGCAUCAACAGUGUGGCACUCAAGUUCAAACCAAGCAAACACUGA